CGUUUUUAUCGCUCUUCCGGGCCGUUAGAUGGCGCUGUCGUGUCCAAUCGCGUGUGAAUCACCCUAGAAGCAGUAGCGGAACUCGAAUACUAAACAUCGAAUCGCUGCCUUGUGUUGACCCAGCGCUCCAGGCCAAAUGGCAGCAGCUUCUUCGUCGUCUUCUUCAGCUGGUGGAGUGAGCGGGAGCUCCGUUACUGGAUCUGGUUUCAGUGCAUCAGAGCUCAUUCCCCCGAGAAAAGUACUCUACACAUACCCUAAAGGAGCCGGGGAGAUGAUGGAAGAUGGCUCAGACAGAUUUCUGUGUGAAUCAGUUUUCAGCUAUCAAGUAGCAUCAACUCUAAAACAGGUGAAGCAUGAUCAGCAGGUAUCCCGUAUGGAGAAGUUGGCCAGCCUGGUGGAGGAGCUGGAGGCAGACGAGUGGAAAUAUAAACCUAUUGAACAGCUUUUGGGCUUUACCACUUCAUAGCUAACCACUUGCUGCUCAUAUUAAUUCAUGAAUUGUAAAACAAAUAUUUUAACCAGAAUGGAUUAUGUAUCGUUUAUUUAUGCACAUUUCCCAUAUUUGACAUCAGCUACAGCCUUAAAUGAAGGAGUUUUGGACAAUUUUAUGGAACUGAAUACUUAAAUGUAAAUAUUCAUGUCAUAAAGUACUAAUCAUGUGCAGAUGUUUACCCAAACUUUGACUUUUUAAAGUACCUGACUUUUUUUGGUUUUUGUUUUUUGGUUAAGAUUUUUUUAAUGGAAUAAAACUGCUGUAAUUCAUAUGAUUAAAAAGAAAAAUAAAAUCAUAUUUUAUUGAUACGUUCUUUCAUUACAAAUA
This is a messenger RNA of Silurus meridionalis, 820 nucleotides long. RefSeq names its product anaphase promoting complex subunit 16 (gene anapc16). The coding region runs from base 137 to 466 and encodes 109 amino acids. The transcript is spliced from 4 exons. The record is from RefSeq and is a predicted model, not a curated record. Gene Ontology annotation, cellular component: cytosol; kinetochore; anaphase-promoting complex. Gene Ontology annotation, biological process: protein ubiquitination. NCBI's taxonomy places the organism in Eukaryota, Metazoa, Chordata, Actinopteri, Siluriformes, Siluridae.